AUUCAACAUUUCUCAGGGUUCUCCAAAAUUUACGGAGGGCUGGAUUUUAUGGGGUACACCGUGUGCACCCAAUUAGAUUUGAUCAUGGUUUAAUCACUGCUCUCAUUGAGCGGUGGAGACCGGAGGUGCAUGCUUUUUAUUUCCCUUUUGGAGAGAUGGGUAUCACUUUACAUGAUGUAGAGUGUCUAUUGGGUCUCCCCGUUAACGGAUUUGCAUUUCUUGGGUUGAGACGCACCGUAGAAGAGAGAGACCAUGAUUUUUUGCAUGCUCUGAACUGGACACCUCUUGAUGAACAUCUGGGCCGUCCUGACCAAUUUAAGAUCAAAGAAUUGUUUCCACGAAAUCCUGAGCAGCAAGUUCAACCAAAUCCUACAAUAAAAUGGUUGAAUCAUUUGAAAAAAGGCACAAGAUUGAUGUUCCGUGGAUGCAGAAGAACAUCCACACAACUCCUAAAAUCACAACAAUUCUUCGACACCGCGAGAAGACAAAGCACAAAUGGAAUUCCUUGUGUGCAUGUUCAUGGCGUGUAUCAUUCUUUUCAACAACUUGCAGAUGCUCGUGUUCUAGACAAAUACUCUGUUCAGAGAUAUUUAAGUUGUUACAGUGGUUGGAUUGAACCGUUCAUUUUUCCAGAAAAUUUGAAUGUNUGAUUGGAAAGUCUUGCCAACGAUACGUCCUUUAGAAGAGACUCCCCGUCGAGGACGUCGUCAACAACUUCGUUAUCCGGGAGAGAUGGAUCGUAGGGCAAAUUAAUAAUUAUGUUUUAAGUAUUUUUUAAGUGUACUUUUUUAUUAUGUGUUCAAAUAAUUGUACUUUUUUUCUAUGUGUUUUUUAUGUUGUGUACUUUCUUAAAAAUGGUUCAUUAUAAUUAAUGUUUAAUCAUAUU
Messenger RNA from Cuscuta campestris, 886 nucleotides. NCBI's taxonomy places the organism in Eukaryota, Viridiplantae, Streptophyta, Magnoliopsida, Solanales, Convolvulaceae. The record is from the annotation of a GenBank genome assembly.